Molecule: messenger RNA, 1118 nt
Organism: Suncus etruscus (white-toothed pygmy shrew)
Lineage: Eukaryota; Metazoa; Chordata; Mammalia; Eulipotyphla; Soricidae
Gene: RABEPK
Product: Rab9 effector protein with kelch motifs
Molecular function (GO): protein binding
Source: RefSeq, a predicted model, not a curated record
AUGAAGCAGCUGCCAGUCUUGGAACCUGGAGACAAGCCCAAGAAAGCAACAUGGUACACCUUGCUUCCCUCUGGAGACAGCCCCUCUGCUCGGGUGGGCCACAGCUGCUCAUACUUACCCCCAGUUGGGGAUGCCAAGAGAGGGACCGUCUUCAUUGUUGGGGGAGCAGACCCACUCAGGAGCUUCUCAGAGGUGCACAGCCUGGAUUUGGGCGCGCACCAGUGGACUCUGGCCUCUGUGGAGGGCCUUCUACCCCGCUACGAACACGCCAGCUUCAUUCCCUCCUGCACACCAGGUCACAUCUGGGUGUUUGGAGGUGCCAACCAGUCAGGAAAUAGAAACUGCCUGCAAGUUCUGAAUCCUGAAACCAGGACUUGGACCAGGCCAGAGGUGACCAGCACACCACCAUCCCCGAGAACGUUCCACACAUCUUCAGCAGCCAUUGGAGACCAGCUCUAUGUCUUUGGGGGCGGAGAGAGAGGCGCACAGCCUGUGGAGGAUGGGAAGCUUCACAUGUUUGACGCAAGUACUCUGACCUGGUCACAGCCAGAGACACUUGGAAAACCUCCAGCAACCGGCAUGGCCAUGUUUAUGGUGGCAGCUGGCAAAGCUCUUUAUCAUGGUGGCUUGUCAGGGGACAAAUUCUAUGAUGAUCUCCACUGCAUUGAUAUAAGGGACAUGAAGUGGCAGAAGCUAAGUCCCACUGGGGAAGUGCCCACAGGCUGCGCUGCCCACUCGGCAGUGACCGUGGGGACUCACAUCUACAUCUUUGGAGGGAUGACACCCCACAGGGCACUGGACACGAUGUACCAAUAUCACAUAGAAAAACAACACUGGACCUUACUUAGAUUUGAUACUUCUCUACCUGUUGGACGCCUGGACCAUUCUAUGUGUAUCAUUCCCUGGCCAGUGACACCUGCUGCUGAGGAAAAAGACACACAUUCUGUCUCUCUGAACGGGGGUGCUGCGAAUUCCACACAUCAAGGAGUAGGCCAACUUGGUGACUCGCAGGAGAGCCAGACUGACACACUGCUGUGUUUUGUAUUUGGUGGGAUGAAUACAGAAGGAGAACUCUAUGACGACUGCAUUGUCACUCUAGUGGACUAAUAAAACUUUUU